AUGGCUCGUCUCACGCUGGAUGAUAACGAUGCCCGUGUGCGGCGAUGGUUCGCCGCAGAAGUCGAAAAACUCGGAUGUUCACUGUCCAUUGAUCAGAUGGGGAACAUGUUUGCACGCCAGAAAGGCAAGUUGCAGACAUCUUCCCCCAUGAUCGCCAUGGGAAGCCAUCUUGAUACCCAACCACGGGGUGGUCGGUACGAUGGGAUUCUGGGGGUGAUGGCAGCGCUGGAAGUGCUACGAACAAUGAAGGAGAACGGAUUCCAGACCAACUACGAUGUAGGAAUUGUCAAUUGGACAAAUGAAGAAGGAGCUCGAUUCCCCAGGUCAAUGUGCUCCUCUGGGGUUUGGGCUGGAGCCAUUCCGAUCGAGAAGGCCUGGGAUCUUCGUGAUAUACAUGAUUCAAGUGUCACACUAAAGUCCGAGCUCGAGAGACACGGAUUUCUAGGCCAAAUCGAGUGCUCACACACUGCUUAUCCCCUCGCAGCGCAUUUUGAGCUGCAUAUCGAACAGGGCCCCAUUUUACAAGAGACCGGACGUUCCAUUGGCGUCGUCCAGGGCGCACAAGGAUACAGGUGGUUUACUUUUACAGUCAAGGGACGCGAUGCACACACAGGCACGACGCCCUUGAGUGCCCGUCAGGAUCCCCUACUUGCAGCCUCGCGAAUGAUUGCAGCGUCAAAUGACAUCGCUCAAAAGCACAAUGCUCUUGCUUCGACUGGGAUUUUCAGGAUACCUCCUAACGCAUCGACUAAUACGGUUGCAUCCGAGGUUUCCUUCACGCUUGAUAUCCGACACCCGCAGGAUAGUGUGGUACAUGCAGUGCAAGAAGAAUGUCUGCAGGCCUUCUCAGCCAUUGCCGCUCAGGACGGAAAAGGAGUCACCUUCGACUGGACGUUGGACACUGAUUCCCCGGCUGUGAAGUUUGAUCAAGAGUGCCUCGAGUCCAUCCAGGCAGCGGCCAACCAUCUCGUUGGUCCCGAUCAGCGGAUGAACAUAUCCAGCGGCGCUGGCCACGAUAGCGUGUAUACCAGCCAUCACUGUCCGACCGCCAUGAUAUUUGUGCCCUGCCGCGACGGCGUCAGUCACCAUCCAACGGAGUACUGUAGUCCCGAGCACUGUGCAUUGGGUGCUCAAACCCUGCUCGAGGCUGUGGUUCACUACGACCGUACUAAGGCGCAAAACAUCUGA
Messenger RNA from Aspergillus fischeri NRRL 181, 1188 nucleotides. Its product is annotated as M20 family metallo-hydrolase. The transcript is spliced from 3 exons. Gene Ontology annotation, molecular function: hydrolase activity, acting on carbon-nitrogen (but not peptide) bonds, in linear amidines. The record is from RefSeq and is a predicted model, not a curated record. The coding region runs from base 1 to 1188 and encodes 395 amino acids. Lineage: Eukaryota; Fungi; Ascomycota; Eurotiomycetes; Eurotiales; Aspergillaceae.